AUGACGGAUGCUCUGCUUUCUUCCAUUGCCACCUUUCACACAAAGAAGAUUACAGUUACUGAUUCUACCAAGUACUCAUUCAAUGGUUCAACUCCUGAAUCGAUGUACCGGUGUGUUACAAACGAGAGCAAUGUCAUGGCAAGCUACAUAAAAACUUCUCCUAUAGGACCGAGGCAAUUAACUCCAGAGAUCCAGAGUGCGUUGGAUGCUGUUGAGAAACCAACCAAACAGGGGAAGAAACCGGAGCCAAAGAAAAGUGUAACCGAAGGUCCAUCAUCUCUUGCUGCAACGCCCAAAAAGUGUAAAUCUGAAAACGCAGUUCCUUCGGCUUCGAAAAAUAAAAAGGUAAAGAAGAUGGCAAGGAAAAUGAAGGAACCUUCGCCUACUAACUCAGAUCAAGUUCCUUCCCCUCAUGAUGAAGAGCAGUCCACUGAUGAGGAAGAGGAGGUUCACGAUGAAGGCUCAUCAAGGGGACACACACCUCCACGAUCUCCAACUGCUGAGGUACAAAUUCAUGUCUCUGUUCCUACUCCUCCUCCUUCUGUAAAUCAUACUACAAUACCAAUUUUUGUUGCUCCAAUUCCACCACCUGUCUCUUCUCAACCUACUACCACUGCUCCACUCCCACCUCCCAUCUUUUCUCAAGCUACAACAACCACUACAACCGACCCUCAGGAUAGUGUCAACGUAUCUGAUACGGGGGCACCUACCGAUGGCUACAAAACCCCUGUUACCACCAUACUAUAA
Messenger RNA from Lactuca sativa (garden lettuce), 747 nucleotides. Lineage: Eukaryota; Viridiplantae; Streptophyta; Magnoliopsida; Asterales; Asteraceae. The record is from RefSeq and is a predicted model, not a curated record.